Triplophysa rosa is the source of this 2679-nucleotide messenger RNA. RefSeq names its product beta-1,3-galactosyl-O-glycosyl-glycoprotein beta-1,6-N-acetylglucosaminyltransferase 4-like. Gene Ontology annotation, cellular component: membrane. Gene Ontology annotation, molecular function: acetylglucosaminyltransferase activity. Bases 248 to 1486 code for a protein of 412 amino acids. The record is from RefSeq and is a predicted model, not a curated record. Lineage: Eukaryota; Metazoa; Chordata; Actinopteri; Cypriniformes; Nemacheilidae. The transcript has 2 exons.
GGUCAAAGACUUGCGUCAGUCGCUGAGCAUUACCUCACAUUGACAAUCAUGCGUGCAGUCACGUGUGUCCUCUAUCAAAUGUACAUUUUCUUGUUUGGGUGUGUGGUGUCAGCACGGCAGGUAGACUAAGAAAGUGUACCGGAAUAGUUUUGCAGACUUGCCUUGUAGUGCGGGCUUUCUCGGUCAACUCGUUAUGGAGUGAUCAAAAUCUCUGUGCUCUCUGAUGACCGUGAUGUAAAACGUAAAAAUGAGAAGAUUGUGGCUUCGAUGCAACCUGCAAAAGGUCAUAUUUUUCUUUUUUGCACUGAUUCUCCUAUGUGUUUUUAUCUUUGUGCCAGCAGAAGUGUCUGAGAGGCCUCGGUUCAUAGUAGAAUUUGGCAUUAAUUGCUCGGCAAUAUAUGACAUGGAACCUGUUGAAGUAAACAAGUGUUUGGUCGCCCGGAAAAAACGAUACGUGGGGCCAACUGACAAGAAUGUUGUGAAUGCCACUUUUGAUUGCGAUCAGUUUGUCGCAUCAAAGGGUUAUGAUGCAUUACAAGGCUCUGAGUUUGAGCGCGAGUUUCCUCUUGCUUACUCUUUGGUUGUUCACAAGAAUGCUGAUCUAGUGGAGAGGUUACUGAGGGCCAUUUAUAUGCCACAUAAUGUUUAUUGCAUACAUUAUGACCAGAAGUCUUCAGAUGACUUUAAAUCAGCGAUGCAAGGACUGACCCGCUGCCUCCCUAACGUCUUCAUCGCCUCAAAGCUGGAGAGGGUGCAGUAUGCAGCCAUCUCACGCCUCAAAGCGGAUCUCAAUUGCCUGUCUGAUCUCAUGGAGUCUGAGGUCAAGUGGAAGUAUGUCAUCAACCUGUGUGGUCAGGACUUUCCACUGCGGACGAACGCUGAGCUGGUGUCAGAUCUAAAGAUGCUUAAAGGCAGGAACAUGGUGGAGAGCAAGAGACCUGGGGGAAAGGAAUGGCGCUGGAGAUUUCACCAUGUCUUAAAAAAUGAGAUAUCUGACAAUUAUGAGUUGCCUAUAACUACUAAUGAGAAGAAAAUUCCACCACCUCACAACAUAGAAAUGUUUGUGGGCAGUGCGUACUUUACACUCUCAUGGGAAUUUGUACUUUUUGCACAGAGUUCCCUAGCCAGAGAUUUCUUGUCCUGGUCUGAGGACACAUACUCACCCGAUGAGCAUUUUUGGGCAACUCUAGUUCGUGUGCCGGGAGUACCAGGAGAGGUGUUGAGAUCUGACCCCGACAUCACAGAACUGACAAGUAAAACUCGUCUGGUGAAGUGGAAGAAUUUAGAAAAAAAUCUUUACCCACCCUGCACUGGUGAGCAUGUACGGUCUGUGUGUGUUUAUGGUGUUGGUGAGCUCAGAUGGCUUCUUAACUAUGGUCACUGGUUUGCUAAUAAAGUGGACCCGAACAUAGAUCCUAUUCUUAUUGAAUGUUUAGAGGAGAAGCUUUUAGAAAAACAGAUGGCUUCAAACAAAACAAUGAAGUGAUCUUGUUUUCUUUACUGUUUGUGGUGGUCAUCUUCUGGUUUUCAUCAAGAAAACAUCUUCCUUCAUUAUUCUCAUAAAAAAAGACUGAGUAUGAAUUUAUUUUAUAAUAAACAGGGUGCAAAAGACUGAUGGAAUUUUCUUUUGGUAGACAAAAUAAUUAAAUUCUUGUUCACUUUUUGUCUCAUUGCUUUUAUUUGCAAUGUAUUUUUACAUUAAAAAGGAAAAGAUUUAUGAUCCACAUCCUUUUUUCUCAUUCCUCUUUGGCUAUAAAUGGCUAUAAAUAACCUCACCUCCUACCAUGACUAAACCUGUUUAGCACUCUCUCACCCUCACAGAGUAGUUUAAUACCAGUUUAAAGAAGAUUUAUCUGCUUGCAGUUAUGAAAUCUGUUAAUCUACAUAACAUUUGAGUGCAUGAAAGCCCUUGAACGUACCCGAUUUGUAUCAAGUCAGUACACAUUGUCAGUGUAAUUUGUAAUCAGUGUAAUUUUUAAUUUGCAAUUCACCCAAAUCUGUAAUGAACAAAACAGGUAAGCACUAAAUACUGAAGUCUGGCUGUACAAGUUAUUCUCUGUCGCCCCCUGCUGUGUACAAAACUUUUAAUCUGAGUCGAUCUUUAAAAAACACUUAAAUUACUUCGUGUAAUGUCUAAAAGAAAUUACAAAUGUAUGUUGUAAUAUAGUCCAUAUUUAUAUUUUUUUCAACACACAUUUUAUAUAUUUGCUUUACAAUAUAUAACACAGAAGAGCUUGACAUUGGAAUCAGUACCAUGUCUAUAGCCGACACGACAGUAUAUACUAUAACUACAUUUGUUUACCCCACUUGUAUAAGCAUGUGAGAUAGUAAAACUUGAUAAGUGUCUAACCAUAGGCCUAUGUUACAUAUUUAACCUUUCAUUUAUAUAAAAGCUAUAUGUUUAUCUGCAGUUAGGCUUUCUUUUACAUACUGUACAUUGAUGGUGGGCAAAGAUCCUCUCAGUUGUUAUAAGGCAUUUCUUAAUCCCUUUGUUAACACUAUCUUAUCUUGACUACACAAUUAUAAUAAAAUCAACAAACUAAACAAGCAAAAUCGGAUCCUGUCAGCAUCCUAAUUUUUAUACGAUUUUCAUCUUUGAAUGUUAAACCUAUACCUUUAAGGUUUUGACUCCUCGACGGACAAAACAUAAACUCUGCUACCCAAACAUUACCUAAUGCA